GUUAAGAGGAUGUCCCAGCAGCGGGUGCUUCCGCAGAGCAAGGAGACUCUCCUGCAGUCUUACAACAAGAGGUUAAAAGAUGACGUAAAGUCUAUCAUGGACAACUUCACGGAGAUCAUCAAAACGGCCCGGAUUGAAGAUGAAAAUCAGGUCUCUCGCUCAACGCAGGGUGAACAAGAUAACUACGAGAUGCACGUCCGGGCGGCCAAUAUAGUGCGAGCAGGGGAGUCCCUCAUGAAGCUGGUGUCUGACCUAAAGCAGUUCCUCAUCUUGAACGAUUUCCCCUCCGUGAACGAAGCCAUCAACCAGCGCAACCAGCAGCUUCGAGCGCUCCAGGACGAAUGCGACAAGAAGCUGAUCUCCCUGCGGGACGAGAUCGCUAUAGAUCUCUAUGAACUCGAAGAGGAAUAUUACUCCUCCAGCUACAGUGUGUGUGAUUCAAGCGACCUGCCCCUCUCUGAAGCCUACUGGAACCGAGAAAGCACGACUUCUUCUCCAGAAGACAUCUCCGAGUCGCUGGUCCCCAUGUCGACCGAAGCGGGUGCCAACCCAAGCCAGAUCCAUACAUCUCCUCACCUUAAUGGCCAUGGAGCCGCCAUGCCAGAACACACCUAAAGAAGCCCGACUCCAGUUACACCAUGACGUUCCUCCUUACUGCCUGUUCUAUUGGGAUGGAGUCACCAUUGGUCAGGUCCAAGCUAGGGUAGGGUUUCCUACAAUACAAAGGGAAUAAGACUGUCACACAACAGUGGUUCUGGAAUACAAAUGGAAGGUCUAAUGACAUCAUAACGUGUAUACAAUAUGGGGGUUUCUCCCCCUCUUGUUUCUCUGUGACUACAGCCAUACCUUGUACCCAAAGUGCAUGUAAUCAUGAAAGAGAGACAGACGGCAUGCUGGCAAAUAUGUUCUAAAGACAAGAGACAUAACGUUACUGUACACUAAAUAGUCGUUGAACUGUUUAGAAAAUAUUUUUAUACUGUAUUUAUCUAAGUAAAGUAUGUUCCAAUCGUUAAGGGUGCGUUAUUGCAUCACAAACGGCUAGUUUUUUUGGGGGGGUUUUGUUAGUGAUUAGUUUUGAUGACGACGUAAUGUACGUAAUAAACUGAAAUAAAGAAUGGGUUUUUUUGUUU
Spea bombifrons (plains spadefoot toad) is the source of this 1130-nucleotide messenger RNA. It is a transcript of the gene MED22, whose product is annotated as mediator complex subunit 22. Gene Ontology annotation, molecular function: transcription coregulator activity. The record is from RefSeq and is a predicted model, not a curated record. Lineage: Eukaryota; Metazoa; Chordata; Amphibia; Anura; Pelobatidae. Bases 10 to 615 code for a protein of 201 amino acids. The transcript has 4 exons. Gene Ontology annotation, biological process: regulation of transcription by RNA polymerase II. Gene Ontology annotation, cellular component: mediator complex.